Molecule: messenger RNA, 1029 nt
Organism: Pongo pygmaeus (Bornean orangutan)
Lineage: Eukaryota; Metazoa; Chordata; Mammalia; Primates; Hominidae
Gene: PAGE3
Product: PAGE family member 3
Exons: 5
Coding region: 594-935 (113 amino acids)
Source: RefSeq, a predicted model, not a curated record
GUCUGUGCUCAGAGCUCUGCCCUGAGAGGUGGUCCUCCUGUCCUCUUCAUUCUUUCUCACCGACUGGGACUCAGCUGGUAGGUCCGCAGAUCAGUCCUCCUGGGAAUUUAGUUGCGAGUGAAUGUGAAGGGGAGCCAGCGGGCUUUGGACAGGUCCUGCGGCACAGAAACCACAGUCCGUGGCUUCUGAGAGAAAAGGGCCUCGCGGUCGAUGUCCGGCUCCUCCCAGGUCGCGACGCCGCAUGGGCCUUUGUCGUCGUUUCUGGGCUAGGACGAGGGAGGAAGGUGGACCGUAAAGGGGAGGAAUCACGUGAAGAUGGGGCGAGUGCUGGGCGUGCUGUUGGAGGUAUCUGAGUGCCGAAAGGCCUGGAACCCUGAGAGGGAGGACGGAUUCCCCAGUUCUCACCUGGGCAGUGGCAGGGCGAGGUGGGCAGUAAGGAAGGGGCCUGGAAACUAGGAACACUGCGGGCUGAUAACCGUGGCCCCAAGGUCUGUAGAGUGCUCCACAGCGGUAGAGAGUGAGGAGCACGCCCUUCACUCGGCUUUGCAACUUCACACCUCUGCCACUGACGUCUCGGGCAGGAAUAGUGAAUCAUGAGUGGACAUCAAAGAACAAGAUCCAGAUCUAGAGAAAGAAAAGAUGAUCAAGACUCUAACCAUCCAGUAGGGGCUGUGGUUGCCCAGGAGCCGCCCAGUGAUGACCAGCUUCAACAACAGGAACCACCAAUUGAAAGUCAGGAUUAUACACCUGGUCAAGAGAGAGAUGAGGAAGCACUGGACUUCCAAGUGCUAGGCCUGGCAGCCUAUCUCUGGGAACUGACUCGGUCAAAGACUGGGGGUGAACGUGGAGAUGGUCCUAAUGUCAAGGGAGAAUUUCUGCCAAAUCUGGAGCCUGUUAAAAUACCAGAAGCAGGUGAAGGGCAACCAUCGGUUUAAACGAAGACAAGCUGAAACCAUACAUGCAGUCUUUAUGUUGGAAACUUGACCAGUAAAAUUCUCUCAAUAAAGUUUCACAAUUGUCUGCAAAGAA